Messenger RNA from Colletotrichum siamense, 4071 nucleotides. RefSeq lists its product as uncharacterized. The record is from RefSeq and is a predicted model, not a curated record. Bases 1 to 4071 code for a protein of 1356 amino acids. The transcript has 4 exons. NCBI's taxonomy places the organism in Eukaryota, Fungi, Ascomycota, Sordariomycetes, Glomerellales, Glomerellaceae.
AUGUCGCUCAAUGGCCUAGACGACCCCAAGGUCAAGGAGGUCCACGACGCCUCCGUUGCGGAACCCGGAGGAUGGUUUCUCCUCAAGUAUGCGAGUCGCGAUGAUGUCGAACUACUGGGUCGCGGGAACGGUGGCAUCGUGGAGAUCCGGAACAACAUAGCUCAGUACGAAGACGAGAACGAGGACCAUUCGCCCUUGUUUGGCUUUCUGAGGUACAGGCGUCGGAACGUAAUCAUUAAAUAUCUUCCCGAAGAUUGCUCUCGACUUGUUCAAGCGCGUGUAACUGUUCACUUCAACGCGGUGUGCGAGCGUUUUGCACCGUACAACACGACCUUCUCCAUUGCUACCGCGAAGGAGCUCAAGGACACCAAGCUAUCUGCCGCCUGCUCCUUGCACGCUGCGUCUGGCUCGACUUCGUCCUCUACAAGCUCGCUGCGACGGAGACGGUUGAUGGAAAUCGCGGAGGAAGAAGAGGAAGAACAGAGAGCUAGCAAAAGAAGAUCAGUCGGUGACGGUCUGCCGGAAACCCCCGGAGAAGAGACCGCCGAGGCACCGAAGUCGCCAAUCCCAGAAGAUUCGCCGGUGAAGUUGAAUACGGACCUGGCAAACUUGCCCGAGGAAAGCAAGUUCUCCGAGACCCUGGAGCCGCCAGAAUUUGUCGGAGCCAGACCGUCCUCCCCCACAAAAUCAAUCGACGAAGGCCGGCGCAUGUCAUCACAGUCCUCGCGGCCCGAACUGUACAGCUCGUCCUCAUACACCAGCACAUUCGGCAAACCCAGAGUUAAGCUUGCACCGCGACCUUCACUCGACGUCGCCGGCCAUCCGCGCACCGCAGCUGUGGGGGCAGCUUUUAGACCAAUUUCGCAAUUACCGUCCGGCUUCAAGUUAUUCUCCAAGGGCGCCAAAAAGGGAAAGACCAAGGAAAAUACUCUGGACCCUUCCGAAGCAACCCACCUUGACGAAACAACCGAAAUCUCCUUGGCCGCCACCGCAACACCCCUACCCGACGGGGAUCCCAUUUCCCAGGUUGACGAACCCGUUAGACCACACACGAGCUCGGGACCAGGAGCCCGACCCACCACAAGCUCGGGCGCCUCAAUUAAAUCAGCCAUGCCGGCCCUCACCACCGCCGCCCCUGCUACCAAGCAGACUAUGACGCCCGAAAAGGCGCGUCUGAUGAAGGCUAUGAAACUGCGGGAAAAGAAGAAGAAACUCAGCAUCCAACCCACUUCUGUUCCUGUCGCCGACGUCGAUGUCGACGUCGACUCUGCCCCGACCGAGGAAAACGUCACUGAAGAAGACAAGGCGGAGCCUACUGAACACGUCGAGGAGCUAGCCGAGCAGACCCUUGCUACCGAGGCCGACGGCGAAGGAGAGAGACGACUCUCAGUUUCCAAGGCGGACUCUGGCAUCGUUGUCGACGCGUCCUCCGUAUCUGUCCACACCGACGUCGCUUCUGAAAUCACCCAGAGCGACUCGCAUCCUGCCUCUCCCAUCAUUGCUUCCUCCGAGCCUGACCACUCGACCAAGGCGUCAUCGCUAUCCGAGUCUACUGACGAGACGGUGAAGGAGACGGAGGAGGAUCUCCAAGAGCCUGAAGCAGAGCCGGUUGAUGACGAAGCCGUCGUGGACGAGACCCCCAAACCAAUCGAGCCCCUGCCCGAGCUGGUUGAAGAACCCGAGACCGCCGCCAUCGAAGACACCCAGCCCGAGACCGAUGUCCCUGAAUCAAGGGAGCCUGAGCAAUCACUCCCGACCGAUAACGAAGUGAAGCCUGUCGAGCAGGUGGAGGCGGCCGAGCCCGAGAAACAAGAUACACCCGUUGUUGAGCAGACCCCGGAGGUCGCCCAGGUUGAGGAGCAGCUUCCCGAGGAGGUGCCAGAGACUGAGAAGUCCGAGGUCCAGCCUGCAUCUGAGCUGGUUGAAGCUGAACUUCAGCCCAAACCUGAGAAGAUCGAGGUCGAGGUGCCCAAGGCUCCCCUCACCUUGCCCGUCUCCAAGUUCUCCACGAGCCCAACGCAAGAGAAGGCUUCCUCGCCGAAGCAAUCGCCCAAGGAGGACGUGAAGCAGGAGAUUCAGACCGCCUCUCCGGCAAAGGAAGAGACGCCAAAGUCACCGCUGUCACCUCAAUCCCCGAGCCUGAGGGUUCCCAGAUCCAAGUUCUCGACACAAGAUCUAAGAGCUGCUGCGACCGAGGUUCCCAUGAUCGUGUCACCGGAAGAGGUUCCUGAGGAGCCUCUUCAGGCCACUGCGGAGGAGCAUGGCGAGAACGACCUCCAGUCAGCCGAGGCUGAGAAGCGGCACUCUCUCGUCGACCCCAUCCGCACUGAUCUCGACGAGUCUGAGAAGAAGGAUGACGGCAACAUCUCCGACGACGAGGAUCUCAUGAAUGAACUCGACUCUGCUACCGUCGAGCACGCCCAGCCGGUAACCGUCUCGAAGUCGCCGAUCACACCAGUUUUCCCUAGUCCUCCACAGCCCGCCAGCAGGCCCACCUCUCGUGGUGUCGUACGCACCAUCUCUAACCCCAUCCGCGGCAACCUUCUCACACCUGCUGAUGUGGCGGCACAGGACCAGAACAGGAGAUCCAUCUCUUCUGGCGCCGCUUUUCUACACAAGAUCACGCAGCAGCAAAAUCAGAACCUCGCUCCCAAGCAACCUGGCAAGAUUGGGUCUAGCAUCUCCCAGCGAAUCAAGGCCUUGGAGAAGCUCUCUGCAAACGCACCUGGCGUCGUGGAGACCGCCGACUCAAAGUCACCAAGGCCGUCUUCUGCAUUCUUCUCCGUCAAGAGGGGAAGCGUCAGAGAGCCUCCUUCUCGAUCACCAUCGGUCAUGGAACGCACAAACUCUCUCAGGGUGCCCAGCCCAGCGCCUUCAUCAAUUCUGGAGGACACAAGAGAUUCAUCCCCCGAAAGUGCCAAAACCCGUGGGAGAUCCGGAUCUAUGGCCAACAGGCUCUCAAUGUUCGAGGUCCCCGGCGCACAGCCGCCCAGAGGACGGCCUGAAUCUAUCUCUGUCACGGCACGGAUCAUCCGCGAUCCCAGCCAAGUAGGCAGGGUCCCGGAGCCACCUAAGGAUCCUUCUGAGUUCGGCCGCCUUGAGCUUAGGGAGUCUCCACUGGUCGUCGAUCACCAGAAGGCCGAGCCAGAGCCUCCUAUGCCCCCGCCCGAGCUGGCGAAGGUUGAGGUUUCCAAGGAGACGAUUCAGGAGAGGAGACUUUCUAAGGAAAAGCGCCGCUCCCAGUCCGUCGACCCCGCAGAGUUGGAUGAGCCCCCUCGCCGUUCCUCCCUCAGCAUCAUGAAGGAUUUCAUCAAGGACCGCCGCAAGUCCGUUACUUCGCCGUCCGCCGAGGUCCUCAGCGCUCCUCCUCCCAUGUCUCCGUCCAAGUCCCCUACAAGACCCCCUUCCACUCACCAGAACUCCGGAGGCUUCACCCGUCGUCUGUCUAUCAGCAGCCGUCGCUCCUCCAUUAGCAAGGAGAACCUCGCCAGCGGAGCCAUGUCGCCUUCCAUGUUCACCGAGGGCAGCGGCUCCGGCGACGACAGCAAGUCUACUACCAGCGACAAGAAGAAGAGCCGUGCCAGCCGAUUCAUGCGCCGCCUGUCCUCCUCGCUCAGCAGCGCGGGUCGUAGUAAGACAAUGACUCCCACUGCCAUCUCCCCCACCGUGCAGGAGGAGGACACGCUUGAGGUCACCCGCCUCCAGCAGCCCACCCUCGAGGCCUUCAUGGGCGAUGUCAACGUCCAGUUCCCCGACAACCUGCUCUGGAAGCGUCGCAGCCUUUGCCUGGACUCCCAGGGCUUUCUGAUCCUCAACGCCGUCGCUGGCUCUGCUUCCACCGCCGCCAAGGACAGGCCUUCUACUGGUGUCGGCAUCAAGAGAUACCAUCUCUCCGAGUUCCGCACGCCUUAUAUCCCCGAUGUCGAGCUGCAAGAGCUGCCCAACAGUGUUGUCCUUGACUUCGUUGAGGGCUCCGGCCUGCAGGUUGCGUGCGAAGAUCGCGCCGGACAGUUGAAUGUCCUGCACAUUCUCCAAGACGCGCAUCAGAGCCACAGCUCCUUUGGCCAGUAA